Messenger RNA from Oncorhynchus masou masou (cherry salmon), 2531 nucleotides. RefSeq names its product torsin-1A-like. The transcript has 5 exons. Gene Ontology annotation, cellular component: endoplasmic reticulum lumen; endoplasmic reticulum; nuclear envelope. The coding region runs from base 89 to 1084 and encodes 331 amino acids. Gene Ontology annotation, molecular function: ATP hydrolysis activity; ATP binding; kinesin binding. Lineage: Eukaryota; Metazoa; Chordata; Actinopteri; Salmoniformes; Salmonidae. The record is from RefSeq and is a predicted model, not a curated record. Gene Ontology annotation, biological process: protein localization to nucleus; nuclear membrane organization.
GUGGGAGGAAGGAUCGUAGCUGAUUUGCACUCCGUCUUUCCACUCUUAAAUGAUAAGCUAGGUAGCUACAUUUUCAUUUUAAGAGAAAAUGAGAGUAACAUACAUAUUGUAUGUUUUGAUAUCGAGUGUACUUGUGAAUGCGUUCGAACCAAUCUCAACCACAAUUGUCGGUGCGGGAGUAACAUUAGGCCUAGCAGCAGUGGGGAAGAAAAUGUACAAUCAUUUACAUGAAAGUUGCGAGUCAAAAUGGGUUGCUUUUAAUUCAACAGGUUUGGAAGUGGCCCUAGAUCAGAAGCUGUUUGGUCAACAUGUUGCCUCCAGAGUCAUCCAGAAAGCUGUAACGGGUUUCAUGAACAAUAAAAACCCUAAAAAGUCCCUGGCGCUCUCUCUGCAUGGCUGGACUGGCACAGGGAAGAACUUAGUCAGCCAGUUGAUAGCUGAAAACAUCUACAAGGAGGGCAUGGCCAGCAGUUUCGUCCAUCAGUUUGUGUCUACAGCUCACUUCCCUCAUCUGAGUCAGAUUGAGAACUACAAGUCUCAGCUGCAGCAGUGGAUCAAAGGCAACGUCACCAACUGCCCACGUUCCAUGUUCAUCUUUGACGAGAUGGACAAGAUGCAUCCUGGCCUAAUCGACUGUAUAAAGCCCUACUUGGAUUACUACGAAUAUCUGGACGGGGUCUCCUACCGCCAAGCCAUCUUCAUCUUCCUCAGCAAUGCUGGAGGAGAGCACAUCACGCAGGUGGCUCUGGACUUCUGGAAAGCAGGCCGAGACCGAGAGGAGAUCAAGCUGCAACACUUAGAACCAGCUCUCUCCCUGUCCGUGUUCAACAACAAGCAGAGUGGGUUGUGGCACACCAGUCUGAUAGACAAGAACCUAGUUGACUUCUUCAUCCCUUUCCUGCCUCUGGAGUACAGACAUGUGCUGCUGUGUGGCAUGGCAGAGAUGUCCGCCAAGGGCCUGGAGCCCGACCAGGACGUGGUUGACCAGAUGGCCAGAGAAUUGGUCUAUUUCCCCAAGAGUGAUAAGAUCUUCUCCGUCAAUGGCUGCAAGACCAUCGGCGGCAAGCUAGAUUACUACACAUAGUGUGUGUUUGAGAUCGACCAAGUUGCUGCCGGCGGUUGCAGACUGACCAAUCUAAUCAUAAUGAGUAGUAAUUUAGGAUGAAAGGUGGUUUGUCGGUCUGAUCAGUCUGUCUGCAGUUGCUGACUGUAAUGUAGACGAUCUCAGAGGGAACAGCUACUGUAUCUAUCUACCUCCUACUCUACUGUGAGCUCUUUCUUAAUGAGAACAUCUCCGCCAGUCGGGGUGAAGUCAGUGACUGAACCCAGAAAGGGAAUGAUGACCUGCCCCCCAGGUCUCCCAAUGUCAACACAACCAUGUGGAGGACAUCAACGGUCUCUCUCUGAUGGCACUCCCUGAAGAUGAACCAAUGUACUACUGAGAGAGGGGAGGUUGAAUUGAAGGAGAUAAAAAAAAUCACACAGGGAAGUGUUUAAAGUUAUCAUUUUUAUCCAAUCAAUGUGCUUGAUCCUAAUUUAUAUAUUCUGUAAAUGAGAAUCUCCAAAAACUAUAUAUUUUUUUUCAGGGAAUUCUGCUGCACAUGAACUCAGUGGCAAUUGAAAACUAGUUGUAUAUUAGAAACAAAUGUGGUUUAAAGCUACAAUCUGUAAUAAUUUGUGAAAUCAAACGGCAGCCCUGCCACUCGGUUUGCUGUUAAUCUUAGGGAUACCAGGGCCAGAGAAGUGUAACCACUCUCUCCAAAUGAGUGUGCUAUGGAUGCAAGUCCAUGAGAUCAAUGUGAUAGUUAAAUUCUUCAAAAUCAAUGUGUAAAUAUUGUUAAUUGAAAUAAGAAUUGAUCAGCUGUAACUUGCAGAUUGCACCUUUUUUAAUUGUCAUUAAACAUGAAAUAUUGUGCAUUUGUGGUGCACGGGAUGCCCAUAAAUUGUGUAUUUUAUAUCUGUCGUCAAUACAGACAUGGAAAUAUCCACCUUAAAAUGUACAUCUAUUUUGCCUUUGUUUUUUAUCCUUACUCAUUCACCAGAAGCAUUGUGUACAUUUACUGUGCAGUCCACACAUUUUUUCAUUUUUCACUUAUUUCAAGAUUGAUCCAGAUUUGUCCUAAAUCAUUUAAUUGAGUAGCCCAACAGCCCUGUGUCUGUAAAUUUAAUGUAUUUAAAAAAAAAAGAUAUAUAUAUAUAUAUAUAGCUUAAUUACAAUGAAACAAUUAUGUUUUUUUGUACAAUUGUAUACUGUGCCUUACAGUUGGCAUGCAGUUACUGUUCUCAAUCUAAACAAUGCACAAGAAAGUAUUACAGGAAGGAAGGUUCACUAUUUUUCAGUCAAAUGUUUUUAUGUAGUGAAAAUCUGUUUUUGUUUGACUUUUGUUUGAGUACAUGCAGUGGUAUAAAGUACUUAAGUAAAAAUGUUUUAGAGUACUACCUAAGAAGUUUUCUUUUGUAUCUGUUCUUUACUAUUUGUAUUUUUGUCAUUUUUUUAUUUCACUACAUUCCUAAUGAAAAUUAUGUCUGAG